CUUGUUCCUUUUCAAUCAUCUCUGAUGCUCACUCGUGCGGCUGCUACUAUGGUCGUCCUGAAAGGAAUCCCCUCUGUUCUGUCACCUGAAUUGCUGUAUGCUCUCGCUAAAAUGGGACACGGGGAUGAAAUAGUUCUUGCUGAUGCAAAUUUUCCAGCAUCUUCAAUCUGUGCUUGUGGUCCUAAAGAAAUAAGAGCAGAUGGUUUGGGGAUCCCACAGCUUUUAGAGGCCAUUUUAAAGCUGCUGCCCCUGGAUACCUAUGUCCCCUGUGCGGCUGCAGUCAUGGAUCUAGUGGACAGUGACAAGCUGAGGGGUUUAGCUGUUCCUGUGUGGGGCACCUACAACAGUCUCCUUAUAGCUGCUGGAUCUCAGACUUCUCUCGAGACGGUGGAAAGGUUUGCUUUCUAUGAACGAGCCAAGAAAGCCUACGCUGUUGUGGCAACAGGGGAAACAGCUCUGUAUGGAAACCUGAUCCUGAAGAAGGGGGUCAUUCCUGCAUAUGAGCUGGAGUGACACGACGAAACAGAACACAUUUAAAGUAAUUAUGUUGCAAUAUUGAUUUCUUUAAAGCUUUAAUUCUUCUAGGGAUAUCAGGGAAAGGACAGUUUUUUGUUUGUUAAAGCUUCAAGUUAAAAAAGUAUUUUUCUUCUUGUUGUAAUUAAAACUGAAUGUUUUCUAUUAUUUUUUUAUUUUCACUUUCCAGUUUUUGUAUUUCUCAAACAUCUUCUGCACUGUACAUAAAAUAAAAACUCAUGAAUCCUUAA
Messenger RNA from Cheilinus undulatus (humphead wrasse), 764 nucleotides. RefSeq names its product fucose mutarotase (gene fuom). The coding region runs from base 25 to 513 and encodes 162 amino acids. The record is from RefSeq and is a predicted model, not a curated record. Lineage: Eukaryota; Metazoa; Chordata; Actinopteri; Labriformes; Labridae. The transcript is spliced from 6 exons. Gene Ontology annotation, biological process: fucose metabolic process. Gene Ontology annotation, molecular function: fucose binding; racemase and epimerase activity, acting on carbohydrates and derivatives.